AUGCGCACAUCACUACGCCUCUUCCUCGCCGUCACGCUGCUCGCCACCAGCAGCAGCGCCAGCGCAUUCCCGGGCGCCGACUCGGCACCCCCGCCCGCCAACGACGAGCCCAACACCACCGCUCCUCCAACACCUUACUCGCCCUUCCUACCCGGCUUGAUCCUGGACAACAUCCCCUUCCUCCACCACGCCACACCCGCCGCCGCACCGCCGUCAACCGCACCCACGCCCGCCUCCGCCGAGAGCGACAGCGCCAUCGCCCCGACCACGACGCCGGCGCCAGACUACGAACUCCUCAAGAAGCUGAAGCGCCAAGCCAGCAGCAGCUCCAGCUCGAGCGGCGGCGGCGGCACGACCUGUCCGCAGUCGUACUCGGCCUGCGCGGCGCUCGGCGCGCCGGGCUUGUGCUGCCACCGCGACAGCAACUGCGCCGUCGACCAAGCCGGCCAUGUCGCGUGCUGCCCGUCGGGCGCCGUGUGCACCGGUAGCAUCAGCGCGAGCUCCACCGUGGGCGCUGGCGUCGGCGUCACCACCGUCACUGGUUCGGGUGCCGCGAGCAGCACUAGCCUGAGCUUUGUCCUGCCGAGCACCGCGUCGACGGGGACUGGUGGGGGUUUCAUCAUUGUCGCGAGCACGACGGUAGCGUCGCCGAAUGCAGCGGGCGCGGGGAGGAGGGGCCUGAUUCCGAUCGUGGGGUGGUUCUUGUAG
Molecule: messenger RNA, 708 nt
Organism: Lasiodiplodia theobromae
Lineage: Eukaryota; Fungi; Ascomycota; Dothideomycetes; Botryosphaeriales; Botryosphaeriaceae
Exons: 1
Coding region: 1-708 (235 amino acids)
Source: RefSeq, a predicted model, not a curated record